GAGCAAGCGUUCACCCGUUUUGCCCGCCGCCAGACUCUGGGUCUUUCUAUUUCUGCUCUCGCUACGAGACUCCAAUCGCGAUCCGUACGGGAUCAGAAGCGGUGUAGUUACUGAUAGUUACCCGGCGGUGCGUGUGUCAAGUGUCCCGGCUUUCGUUUCAAAAUGUAUCGUGGUACAUUGUUUGUGUGUUUUGCUGUUACUUUUUAUUGUGUAAUUGCCGGAUCGGUUUCACCCCCGGGAUCUACGGGGGAACCUUGUCAACCUGACAAGCUCACCGUUUAUAAAGUUGUUCUGCAUACCUUCUGGUCCAGGGAGACUUUUCCAAAACAUUAUCCCGAUUGGAGACCGUCCGCUCAGUGGUCCAAAGUAUUCGGACGAAGCCAUGACAAAUCGUUCACACUCUUCCGUUUGGGGCAGAAAUCAUCGGCUGGAAUAAAAGAAUUCGCCGAAACUGGUCGAUCUGAAUUACUUGAAGAACAAAGUCAAGGAGAAGGGGGGGUAUACGAUGAAUUUAACGCACCGCCUAUACCGUCCGGUGUGGGUAGAACGGAAACUGAAUUUUUCGUUGAUGGAAAUCAUUCAAAGGUGUCGCUAAUGUCCCGGAUAGUGCCCUCACCGGACUGGUUUAUCGGUAUCGAUAGUUUCGACCUUUGCGUUAACGGUAAUUGGUUGGACAGCAUCACAAUCGAGGUUGAUCCGAUCGACGCUGGAACAGACAACGGUUUCACCUUUACAGCACCGAACUGGCCCACCGACCCUCAAGGAGAAAUAUACAAAAUCACCGCGCAUUAUCCAGCUCAUCCUGCAGGAUCAUUUUUCUAUCCUUAUCUAAAAAGGCUACCGCCUAUAGGAACCUUCCAAUUUAUCAAGGUGAAAGAAUACGAGUUGAGCGAAGUAUUUCAUCACGAAGAAGACGAAAACCAAUACGAAGUUUUGAAAAUGGAACAUUUACCUCACAAUUCUAUAAACGUUUUUAAUGGCAAUAACGAUAUUCAAACAGCAAUCGAAGAAGAAAGAGAAGAACAAGAAUUACAUCCGAAGCUAAAACCGAGACCAAGAAUUUUCAAACAAUUCACUUUAUCGACUCCAUAUUCGACUACGCCACUGAAAAAUGAUUUUUACGCUGUGGAAGACAGAAUGUCAAACACGAUAAAUCAAGGAGACGACGUCGCAACUCCAUCAUCUGCGUCAAUUCCUGCAGUUUUACCACGAGGAAAUAAAAACGCCAUAAUGCACAGUAUAGCCGAUUCGUAUAUGGCUCAUUCAGAAAAGAAACACAAGAAAUACCACAAAGUUAAGAAAAGCUAUCCGAAGAAAUUCCGUCCACCACGUGAUUGCCGGGUUUCCGAUUGGUCGGCAUGGAGCGCAUGCAGCAAAUCUUGCGGCAUCGGAGAGAUGCAACGUCGCCGAGAAGUGACUAAACACGCUAGAAGAGGAGGACGACUGUGUCCUCCGUUGGUGGAGACGAAAUGGUGCGGAUCUGCAAGAUCAUGCAACAAACAAUACUUCAAUUGGUAAUUAAGACCUUUUUUCACCUGUUGAGUGUAUAUCUGUGUGAAUAAAUACUGUUCUGUGAUGGUGCCCUGUUUCGGACUUUUCGAGACUACAGCUUCAGAAAAGCGCGGGUUGGGUGGCCACGACAAACGAUGAAAACUUGAAUACACAUCAAUAUUAUAAGUAUUUUUAAAAGAUAAUAAUUAAUUUGUAAGAAAAGACAAUCGACUUUUUGCUAUAAAGUAUAUUCAAUUUUUUUUGGUACCCUAUUCACGUUGGGUACUGAAAUUUGUUUUUUAGGCAUCAGAUAAUUUGGAAAUCCACUUAAAACUUUUAUUGUAUGGUAACUUGAAUGUUUUUGUUGGGAAUAGAAAAUUUUGAGAAAGACGUUUAGGUGCCUUAUUUUUUAAUUAACUUUCAGCACUUUCAAGGCAUGAUUUUAAUAGAAAUUUGAAAAGACCGACACUUUCUACUUCAAAAUUCCACUUUUAUUCAAUUCUGUUCAUUGUUUAUCAUUUUGUUGGCUCAUACCCUAUUGAUUUGGAGUUUUUACUUUGUUUUUACUCAGGUCACUUGCUUUUCAUCCAUUGUCUAAAGAUCCCUGCAAUACAUACAUACAUAAGUAAUAUACUACUUUUUUCAGUCGUUAACCACAUCAUUAAAAUUAAAAACGUAUUUUUCUCUGACCUCCGAAUUCUUGAACCACUUUUUUGCUUUCAUAUGUUUCAUUAUCUCGAUGAAACAACACUUUCUUUUGAGUCAAAUACUUGAUUUCUUCGCUCAAACCGUGCAAUAAGUUCGCGCAAUACUCGUAGUUGACAGUUUUUCCUUUUUCAAGGUAGUGAAUGAGAAUUAUCCCAAGCGAAUCCCAAAAAAAACAGACACCAUAACCUUGCUGGUAGGUGGAACGGUCUUUGCCUUCUUUUGAUCCGGUUCUCCCAUUGUUUUGAUUGUUUUCUUCGUUUCGGGUAUAAAAUGAUGAACUCACGUUCCAUCCAUGGUUAUGAAACAGCGCAAAAAUUGGGCUCCAUUUCUGUGAAACAUUGCCAAACACUCGAUGGAAACAUCUUCACGACUCUGUAAAAAUUUUCAGUUAAUAUACGAAGUACGGCACUUUUUGAAUUGCUUACUAUAUCGUCUAGCUCAUGUACUUUCAGUCGACGAUCAUCCGGUACCACUUUGAGGAUUUUCUUCAGCAAUUCUGUAGUCGUUACCUCAUUUGGUCGACCACUGCGAUGCUUGUCUUCGCAGGUCGUACGGCCUCGUUUAAACUCUGCUACCCAAUAUUUUACUACUGAUUAAGUACUGAAAUUUGAUUUUUUAGACAUCAGAUAAUUUGAAAAUCCACUCAAAACUUUCAUUGUAUGGUACUUGAAUGUUUGAAUUUUCAAAAAACGUUUAGGUGCCUUAUUUUUUACUUUGUUCAUCAUUUUCAAGGCAUAAUUUUGACAGAAAUUUCAUUUGAAAAGAUCGAAAUUUUCUACUACAAAUUUCCACUUUCAUUCAAUUCUGUUCGUUGGAUAUCUGGAGAUUUCUUAUCUUUUUUACACGUGUCAUUUGCUUUUCAUCCAUUAUCGAAAUAUCCAAGCAGUACGUAAAAGUCAGACAUUUUUUGCUUAUAAGUCAUACACUACUUUUUUUAGUGGUUAACUUCUGAAGUAUAAACAUAUUUUUCUUUGACCUCCAAAUUCCUAAGCAACUUUUUUGCUUUAGCUUAAUUUUAGUCUUUUUCAUAUACUCCAAGUGCGAUUUUUUUGAAGAUUGUGACCUAUCAUCAUAUUAUUUUGUGUCACAUUUAUAAAAAGUUGAAUGGUCAUUAUUUUCGGUCCUGGGAAGACCCUCCACUUAAUAGUUUUCUACUUUUUCUACUCAGUCUAUUAGAAUCCUCAUAUCCAAUAAUUUGUUGAUCGUGCAGACAAUCAUCACUUACAAUUUUGCUUUACAGAACAUGUGUCUUACAUUUUUUCGUAAGUCUCAUCAUUUAGUUGCUUAUUUUAAAAUUUCUAAACGAAUAAGCGCGAUGAAAUGAGAAAUAUAGAUUUUUGUAGAAAUCUUACCGUUUUACAAAAAACAUUUUUUUGAUUAAAUUAAGCAUCUCAAAGUUAUUCAUGUCCAAACUUAAAUGUGUAUUGAUAUAAACGGUUUCGGAUAUUUAAUUUACAAGAUUUUUUAUCGACAUUAUUGAUUUCAAAGUAAUCCAAACGGCUUUUUCAGAAUGAAUAAUUCAAAAUAAUAUUUUGGAAAAUGAACAUUACUACCAUUUAUCAUUCGUACAACAAUGUAUAUAUCACUUUACAAACUUUCUAAAAAGUCAAAAUUCAAUUAUAAGAUAUUGCAUUGCGUGAUAUGGCAAAAGUUACCCUAUUACCAGCUCUGUAUUAAGUUGCAUCUUUUUUUAUACAGUAUACUUAUAUACAGUUUCUCUUUUUGCUUCAUAAUGGUGCCUAAAUAGUAUAGUUUCAAGGAUAUGUCAUAUUAUAAUCAAAACGAAACGAAUUGAAUGGAAAUACUUAUAAACCACCUCAUUUUUUAUCGUUUUCGAAUAUACAAUAACAUCUUACGAUCUUUCUGAAACUAUUUUUUCGUUGUUAUAUAUGAUAUGAAUCACCUUGAAUUUAAAAAUCAAUGUUAUUAAUUUUGGAAAUUCAAAUUGUUGUAAAGAAUUUGAAUAAUUUCAAAUAUAGAGGAACAGUAUGGAAAAUUAAUGUUCUCUAAAGCUCUUUCCGAUCCUUUGCUAUUUCAUUCUUCUGUCGUAUUCUUUUUCUUUUCCAUCCCCCUUCCUAGGCUACUUGUUUUAACCAAGCUUUCCCGGAUCUUCCUGUCCUUCUUAUCUCAUUUCUUUGUGGUGUUCUUCUCAUUAUGGGUCCGUACUAGUUUUAAAAUUUGUUCCUGUUGGUGCUUUUUUAUAUUUGCAUUGUUGUUUCAUCUCUGUAUAUCUUUAUUUAUAUGUCUUUGCCUUUUUCUUUUCUCCCAAAUAGUCUAUAGUAUAUUUGAUUGGGUUUUUUCACUGUAUUGAAAUGUGGUCACCAAAUCUAGCUUUUCUCCUCUUAUUAUAAGAUCUUCCCCAUGUUCCCUCUUUUAGUUUACUACAAUCCUUUCGCCUUUUUUGGUAUUUUCUUCGGCCUCUAUUUUUUCUUCCAUUUUCUUGUUUCUAUCUCCUACCAUUACUGCAUAGUCGCAUAUACUCGUCCGUCUAGUUUCACCAAUUCUAGGUUUCUGUAACCAAUUAUUGUCUUCUUCUUCUUCUUGAUUUUCCGAUAUUUUUUCGUCUAUUUGAACCUUCCCUCUAACGUUUUCAUAUAUGCUUCUUGUUAUCUUCAUUAUUUUUCCACGGAUUUCUAGUUUUCUCACACUAUCCCAUAUCAUUUCCUUAUGUAGUGAGUCGGAUGCAGCUUUUAAAUCUAUAAAUGUAACAUGUAAUUAUUAUUUCUGUUCUAUUUUACUUUCUAUUCAGCUCCUUAGUGUAUAUGUCAUAUGUCGUUUGUUUCUUCUUUCUAUAUGCAAUUUCUUCUUUCUCCAUUUCCUCAUUUAUGUCUCUGUAAUUCUCAUACAUUAGGUCUGUUCCUUUUACGAUGAUGGUCCCAGAAAUACCUAGCCCAACGAAGAAAACAACAAUUUUUCUUGCGAUGUUCAAUAAGUUCGAUAACCGUUUCAUAAUAAGAAUCGUCAAGCUUCUCAAAAUAGCUAUUAACUGCUGAUAUCACCUCUUCAUUCUUGGAGAGUCUUUGACCGCCGAGCUGGGAAAAGAAAAUGAUCUAAAGGGGCUAAAACUGGCGAAUAGCAAUUCAAUCCCCAAUUCAUUAAUUUUACCAUUGCAAUAACGGAUGUGUGAUCUGGUGCAUUGUCUCUAUUAAACACUUUCUUCUUGGCCACAUGCGGCCAUCUUUGCUUGAUCUCUUCGUUCAAACGUUGCAAUACGUUUGCAUAAUAUUCGCCGUUAAUAGUUUUUCCUUUUUGAAGAAACUCAAUGAAAAUUAUCCCAAACGCAUCCCAAAAAAACUGAUACCAUAACCUUGCCGGCAGAUGGAACGGUCUUUGUCCUCUUUUGAAUUGGUUCUCCUUUUUCAGUCCAUUGUUUUGAUUGCUUAUUAUUCCGGGUGUGAAUUGAUGAACCCACGUUUCAUCCAUGGUUAUGCGAAAAAUAGGCUUCAUUUCUAUGAAAAAUUGUCAAACACUCGAUGGAAACACCUUUACGAUUAUGUCCAAAUUUUCAGAUAAUAUACCGCACUUUUUGAAAUGCCUACUAUGUCUGCUAGCUCUUGCACUUCCAGUCCAGUACCUCUUUGUUGAUUUUCUUCAACAUUUCCGGAAUUGUCACCUCAUUUGGUCGACCACUGCGAUGCUGGUCAUCGCUGGUAGUAAGGCGUCUUUUAUAUCUGCCACCCAAUAUUUCACUGUUAAUAAAGAAGUUUUUAUAGCUUUUAUAUUGGUUGGUCUUUCAAAUAAAAAUAUAGAAUCACACAAUCCAUGCUUAGAAAUUCACUGAAAUUGUUCACUUUUGAUGGCCGCCAAACAAAUAUCAAACAGCGUGGCGUCCGUAUAGAUUGUGUACUUUCUAAUACAGCAAUUACUGCCAUCUCUAGGUCAAGCCUGCUACUUCUGGAACCUUUUUCGUAUAUAUAUAUAGGGCUAUCAACUUAUAUUUUUUUCAGUCUCUGGGUAUUUUGUUUGUGUUCCUUGCUAGAUAAAAUAUUUUUGAAUACCAUCUCUCUCAAUUAGAUCAAUUUUGUCAUAAAUUUUAUUCAGUUAUGUUCUCUAACGGUAGAUAUACAAAACAAAGAAAUUCAGGUAGCUUUUGAUGUCACUGAUGUUAAAAAUUUUUUCCGCUGAUAUGCUAUAAGCUUUUUUUAAUAUAUGACCGAGAACCGUUAUUUUUGUUUAUUAUAAACCUGUAAUUCUAUUUUAAAUUGUUGAUAAGAACAUUUUGAUAUUCACAAAAACAUGAUAUACCCUUGACAUUUUUAUUUUUCGAUGAGAAAUAGUUUGAUUCCACUAUUUUUAGAACUACAUUUAUUUCAUUUCCAAAAAUUAAAUUUUUUUUGAGCUAACUUCCUUUAAUUCUUCUUUUCGUCCUACAGAAACUCCAAUUCAGAUUUUAUUUCAUCAAACUAUUUCUCAAUUUUGAAUAUUUAUCAUUUUAUACCAAAAACUUUGUAAAAAUUGCCAUUAAAAACAUUCUUUUUUGUAUAUAUAUAUAACGUAGGUACAAACCUUAGUCGUUAGUGCAAAAGUCAAUGGAAAUUUCUAAGUAAAAAAUGUUACAAAGUGUUCUAUUUAUAUUAAUUUUUAUGCCUACACAGAUUGUCCCGAACCUAUCGCUCUUUAAAUCGAUAUAUAUGCAUGGAUGAUAUGGGACAUCCUGUCAAUUUCACAGCAUUAAGCUAUUCUUAAACCAAAUAUCUCUUUACUUAAUGAAAUUUAACAUAGGCUAAGUUUAUAAUUAAUAAUAAGUUGUAUAUGAAUGUAUAAUUGUACUAAUAAAUGGUUUUUAGUUUUGAAUAUUGUCAGGCUCAUAUUGUGUAACCAUCAAAAUCAAUAAACGUUAUAUUUAGAUAA
Molecule: messenger RNA, 7050 nt
Organism: Diorhabda carinulata
Lineage: Eukaryota; Metazoa; Arthropoda; Insecta; Coleoptera; Chrysomelidae
Product: spondin-2
Exons: 7
Coding region: 163-1518 (451 amino acids)
Biological process (GO): cell adhesion
Cellular component (GO): extracellular matrix
Source: RefSeq, a predicted model, not a curated record